This is a messenger RNA of Syngnathus typhle (broad-nosed pipefish), 1044 nucleotides long. Its product is annotated as transmembrane protein 107-like. The record is from RefSeq and is a predicted model, not a curated record. Bases 386 to 808 code for a protein of 140 amino acids. Gene Ontology annotation, biological process: non-motile cilium assembly; protein localization to ciliary transition zone. The transcript has 6 exons. NCBI's taxonomy places the organism in Eukaryota, Metazoa, Chordata, Actinopteri, Syngnathiformes, Syngnathidae. Gene Ontology annotation, cellular component: MKS complex.
GGCUUAAUUCGGUCGCAUUCUUUUGUCAUCCAUCAUUAUAUUAUUGUUGCUGUUAUUAUUAUUAUUAUUACGUGCACUAAAGUUUUCUAUUCAAAAUUGCCAACGAUAUGAAAUAAAGAAAAAUUAGUUCCUUGUGCUGCCAACGGACAGCAGCAUUGUAAAGCCCCAUUGUCGUCGAGUCGGAACUAUUUCUGUAUGAAUUUGUAGCUGGUGUUUCCUCCGGAUGAUAAUAAAAAAACGCACACAGUUGCUGUGGCAACCGAUGCUACUUCCGGCUAUAGCCAAGCGAUUUGAAUGUUAAACGCGGCGACCGACGGAGUAAACAAGCUUUUUGUGUGUUAUUCUAGUGAUCUGUUUUCCUUUACAAGGUCGCUCCAAAGUUAAGAUGUCGGCCAUCAGCAGCCUUAUUCCUGCUCGAUUCCUAACAAUCAUCGCCCACCUUGUGAUUGUCAUCACCAUCUUUUGGACGAGGGAAUUUAACGUGAAGGCGUGCUUGCCUUUGGAGUUCACACAAGAGCAAUACGACAGUGAGGAUUUAAAGUUGGUGGUGGCCCUGUCAGUCACACUUGUGUUAUUUGCAAUUGAGUUAGCUGGCUUCUUUUCGGGAGUGUCCAUGUUCAAUGGCAGCCAAGGCCUUCUGUCUUUGACAGUCCACUGCAGCGCAUCUGUUUCCUUGUCUUAUUUUGUUUUUGAGAAGUGGGAGUGCUGGACCUAUUGGGUUAUUUUUGUACCCUGCAGUGUGCUGCCUGCCCUCAUGGAGAUUCUUCUGUUUAUCGCUGUUUUUGGACUUGCAAAGAAGCCGUUAUGAUGGAGUAAAUGUUGACUAGGAAUUUGUCGUGCAGUAUUCAAUUCAUCAUGCUAGUGGUUAGCAAAGUCUGACUCACAGUUGAGAGGUUCUGGUUCAGAAUCUCUUCUCGGGAUGUGGAUUUUGCAAUUUGCAGACUUGCCUGGUCCCUUUUUCCUUUAUUGUUGUUUUUAACACUAUUAUAUCCUACUGUAUGUAUUUUAUUUUUUAUAUUUAUUAAAUUUUCAUCGCAUAUUCUA